Messenger RNA from Aspergillus affinis, 1110 nucleotides. Its product is annotated as protein kinase. The transcript has 4 exons. The coding region runs from base 1 to 1110 and encodes 369 amino acids. Gene Ontology annotation, molecular function: ATP binding; protein kinase activity. The record is from RefSeq and is a predicted model, not a curated record. Lineage: Eukaryota; Fungi; Ascomycota; Eurotiomycetes; Eurotiales; Aspergillaceae. Gene Ontology annotation, biological process: protein phosphorylation.
AUGGAUCAUCUUUACACUUCUACUGUUGACGCGGAACCACUUUAUCGCUACCGACAAGGUGGCUAUCACCCAGUCGCUCUAGGAGAUCGCCUGAAAGCUGGAAGGGAAGAGAGUUAUGUUGCUCUCAAAAUUUCUAUUGCAGAAAGGGAACAUGACGGGAAAACGCGAGAGCUCCAAAUUAUGAAGGAAUUGGCAUCUCAUCAUCCUCGUCCCAAACAUACGGUGCAUUUGCUCGAUGACUUCGAUAUAAGGGGCCCAAAUGGAUCUCAUAAAUGUCUAGUUUAUGAGCUUCUAGGGCCUAAUAUCCCGGACACAAUUGAUGCACACUUCCCUGGUGGAAGAUUGCCUGGGAAGCUUGCCAAAGUCAUUGCCAAGCAAGCUCUUAUCGGGCUUGAUAGUCUGCACCAACAAAGUAUUGGGCAUGGAGAUCUACAUACCCGCAAUCUGGCCUUCACUAUGCCGUCCGUAGAUGAUUUGACUGAAGAAGAGUUUACAGAGAUGCUAGGAAAACCAGAAAUUGGCUAUGUCCGAAAGAGCGAUGGAAAAAGCCUAGAGCCUGGCAUACCCGAAUAUAUCCUCAGGCCCACCUCAUACCAGACAUAUUAUCGGAAUCUGUCCCAGUCAAUCAAGAUCAUCGACUUUGGAGGAGCAUUUUUACGCACUACAGUUCCGCAAACUUUACACACCCCUCUACCGGUUCGGGCACCCGAAAUCAUAUUUCAAGAUCACAUUGAUUAUCAUGUAGACUUGUGGAGCAUGGGCUGUAUGCUUUUUGAACUUUUUGUUGGCCAGCCACCAUUUGACACAUUUUUUCUAACACCGAGGAUUCUCGUUGGUCAAAUGUUAGAGAUAGCAAAUGACGACUUACCUGAGAGAUGGCAAGGUAUUUGGGAUACGAUGAAUGCAGGGGAUAACGAAAUUACAGAAAGCACGGGGCUCAACUUGCAGGAAUGGCUGGAAGAAGUGUACUUUGAUUGUGCGCUGAGGCCCGAUUUGACAAGAGAGGACAUAGCGAGGCUGGGGCAAAUUAUCGGAAGAUUAUUGCGGUUUGAGCCGUCAACAAGAGCGUCAGCGAGAGAGGUUCUAGAUGACCCUUGGUUCAAUGAAUAA